Messenger RNA from Penicillium hordei, 321 nucleotides. RefSeq lists its product as uncharacterized. The transcript has 2 exons. NCBI's taxonomy places the organism in Eukaryota, Fungi, Ascomycota, Eurotiomycetes, Eurotiales, Aspergillaceae. The record is from RefSeq and is a predicted model, not a curated record. The coding region runs from base 1 to 321 and encodes 106 amino acids.
AUGGUUGACACACUCCUAGCCUCUGUUAGAGCUUAUGAGAAAGCGACUCCGGGCAUCUUUGGACCUCGCGAGGGUCUCUCUCAUGUUUAUGUUAUGACUGAUGUAUCUGCAACUAGCGGGAUGACCAUUGGCCCAGCCAUGGCUGGAUUUCGAGACAAGUUUGGCUACACUUCCAUGAAUUGGGUUUUCGAUGACUCCCGAGAUGACUCCCGAGAUGACCAUCAAGAUGACCACCCACCCACCAAGAUGACCACCAAGAUGACCACCCAGAUGACAAGGGAUGCGGCUCCUGACCAUGUGAUGGCCGGGAGCCCGGCAUAG